AAAGCGGACGGAUGUGCGUAGUCCUGUAAGCAAUCUGUUCUAACGGUGUGUGCGUGCUUAUGAAAAAAACCACACACAUGCAAAGCAGAAUGUCUUCAGUGUACUGAGUUGUGGUGACAAUAAAUGGGUAAUUCCCACAUAGCUGUUCAUCUCUGGUAAAAGUCUCUAACCGGACACUUUAAAGAGGAUCUGUUAUCAUAUGGCAAAUUCACAUAAAAGAAAGAAGAACUACCAGUAGCCACUCAUUUUUACAUGUUCAUUUACUGUUGUUCUCUGAUUACUGUCAAGGUAGUCUGACAGUUCAUCCACUUUCCUUAUCUGUGGAGACAUGUAACAACAAGACUUGUCUAUACAGGCAUAACAGUCACACUCUUGAAUUCCAGAAAUCAUCUGUUGAAAUCAUCUGUUAUUGUGCCAAAGUGAAACUUGAAUGUUUGAUUAGUUCAGCGUGUUCUAAGGGUUUAAUAUAAUAUUUAAAACCAGCUGUCUAGUACUUGUUUCCUCAAUCUGCAUUUGUCAUUUCAACACACUAACUUCCACCAGGCUUGGAGCUGGUGCAACACAUCCUUAAAAGCAUAUUUCUUAAGCUUAUAAAACAAGUAUAAAUCCUGCAAGGAAAAAAAGAAUGCUGUGACUUUUUUGACCAAAUGUAUGUGUGUGUUUUAUAUGAGACUCACCAGCUGCACAUGCUCAGUGCAGUCCUGAGAGACCUUGCGUGUAAACCACAUUCUGAUUCACUCAAGAUACAAGAUCUGCUGUAAGAUCUGAGAAUUUUCCAAAUCAGCUCACCCAUUCAAACGGAUCACUUCAACCUGCUAGACAAGCCAUGGAUUUUGAGAACGGCAAAGAAGGAUGUAAUAAUUGCAAACAGAAUUGCAAUAACAAAUGCCAAUGUCAUUGUCAUACAAUAACCCAAAGUCCAAAUCCUAGUGAAAGGACUGAUGAGAAGAUGUCUGAGACACCUGAAAGGCCUUUGGGAGAUUGUGGCUCCUGUCAUUGUGGCUACUGCCCUUUUGUCCCCUGUCACUGUGGCCCUUGUGAUUGUGACUGUGGUGAUGGUGGCGCCGGCGAUGGUGGCGCCGUUGAUGGUGGCUCAUGUGAUUGUGGCUCAUGUGAUUGUGGCCCCUGUGAUUGCGGCUCCUGUGACUGUGGCUCCUGUGACUGUGGCCCCUGUGAUUGCGGGUCCUGUGAUUGUGGCUUCUGUGAUUGUGUCUCCUGUAUUAUUCAGUGAAUGUUUGGAGAAAGUUGACAGUAAUUCAGUAAUUCAUCUGUACAGAGUAGAUGGAUUUGUGGAGACAGAGCAGCACUCCGGACAGUUCCAGCUCCAUUAAGGAACAUCAUCAACACAAAGACAACAGUGAUCUACUGUGAUCUACAGUAAACAUCAGGACAUCUUUAGUGCCAUAAUGGAUGAUAAACAUCAUAAAGUAUACUAAAUAUAUGUAUAUAUCAAAUAUUAUCUGUAUCAUAUAAACACAGUUCCAGCCAAAAGAUCAAAGUAAACUAAAUAACAGAUCAGGUUUCCUUUCUUUCUUUUUUCAGUGCUCUGAAUAUAUGUAUUUUUAAGGACAUUUAUCUGUUUCAUUGAUAGGAAAAUUGUUACAUUUGACCAUAUUUUCUCCAUAAAAGACAAUUAUUUCUCAACCCUGAGAUGAUUUUUUAAAUGUUUGUUACAUUAUAUUUUUUGUACAUCAAAAUCAUGCCAAUUGCCUUUAUUUUGAGGGGGGAAAACCUUUUUUUUUUUCAGUAACACACGUAAUCAGUUAAACAAUUUGAUGUGAAGUGUGAUGAAAUUGUGAAUGAAGUGAAUGUAUGCAUUGUCAAUGUAAAAUUAUUGUAAAGUUAUACUGCAUUGUCUCUGAAAAAAAAAAAAAAAACAUUUUUAUUUUUACAGUGUGGCCUCCUUUACACUAAGAGUCAGAUUAACUAAAUGAAACCCAAAUAUAGUGAUAGUGAAUGUGAUAUUUUCAUUUGGUCAUGUUUUUUUAUUUUUUUUUUUUUUUUGUUUCAGUUUAUAUUAAGCAAUAUGUUUAUUACUGGCUUCAAAUUAAAUGUGUUCACUGUAUUACUGAACUGCCACCUCUGCUGCCAGUAUCUUACUGUUAUAUUUGAGCAUGUUAUUGCAGUAUAUAAUCAACUCUUCUGUUUCUGUUGAAGUCUAAACUUCAGUUGAUGGUCUUUGACUGUUAUUUUUGUUAUUUUUGUAAAUGUUUGGCACCCUGUGCUGCCAUUCAUUGAAUAAUUUUUUUAACACUUUGUAUAAAGUGUACAUGCUGUUAACAAGCA
Labeo rohita (rohu) is the source of this 2286-nucleotide messenger RNA. RefSeq lists its product as uncharacterized. The record is from RefSeq and is a predicted model, not a curated record. Lineage: Eukaryota; Metazoa; Chordata; Actinopteri; Cypriniformes; Cyprinidae. The coding region runs from base 942 to 1331 and encodes 129 amino acids. The transcript has 3 exons.